UCUAAUUUCCUUUCCAAAAAAAAAAAAAUUAAAAUUAAUCCCCUAACUAAUUUUCCCUCCAUAAAUAUCCACUCUCAUAACAUAACCUUCAUUUCUCCUCACACCACCACAACAAAUCACGCUCCUCAAACUUUCCAAUGGCCCAAACCUCCUCCUCCCUGCGCUUCGCCGUCCGCAGGCGCGAACCGGAGCUGGUCCGACCGGCCGGGCCGACCCCGCACGAGUUCAAGCUCCUCUCCGACAUUGACGACCAAGAGGGGCUCCGGUUCCACAUCCCCGUCAUCCAGUUCUACGGCCACGACCCGGCCACGCGCGGCAAGGACCCCGUCGCCGUGAUCCGUCACGCGCUGGCGGAGACGCUCGUGCCUUACUACCCCUUCGCCGGCCGGCUCAGGGAAGCCGCGGGCCGGAAGCUCGCGGUGGAGUGUACCGGGGAAGGCGUGCUGUUCAUCGAGGCCGACGCCGAAGUCCGGCUGGCGGACUUCGGCGAGCUGCUGCAGCCGCCGUUCCCUUGCCUUGAGGAGCUGCUGUUCGACGUCCCCGGCUCCAACUCCGUCCUCCACUCCCCGCUCUUGCUUAUUCAGGUGACGCGCCUCCAGUGCGGCGGCUUCAUCUUCGCCCUCCGGCUCAACCACUGCAUGAGCGACGCGCCGGGUCUGGUCCAGUUCAUGUCCGCCGUCGGCGAGAUAGCCCGCGGCGCCUGCGCCCCCUCCGUGGCCCCGGUGUGGGAGAGGCACGUCCUCAACGCGCGCACCCCACCACGCGUGACACGCACGCACCGGGAGUACGAGGAAGUGGUCGACACCAAGGGCACGAUCAUCCCGCUCGACGACAUGGCCCACCGCUCCUUCUUUUUCGGCCGGGGAGAGAUGCACGCGCUCCGACGCCACGCGCCGCCGCACCUCCGCGACUCCUGCUCCGGCUUCGAGAUCCUCACCGCCUGCCUCUGGAAGUGCCGGACCGCCGCGCUCCGACCCGACCCGGAGGAGGAGAUGCGGAUCAUCUGCAUCGUCAACGCGCGCGCCAAGUUUGACCCGCCGCUGCCGACGGGCUACUACGGCAACGCGUUCGCGUUCCCGGCGGCGGUGGCUGCCGCCGGCGACCUCUGCCGGAGCCCGCUCGGGUUCGCAUUGGAGCUGGUGAGGAAGGCGAAGGGCGACGUCACGGAGGAGUACAUGAGGUCGGUGGCGGACACGAUGGCGGUGACGGGGCGGCGGCACUUCACGGUGGUGCGGUCGUACCUGGUGUCGGACGUGACGCGGGCCGGGUUCGACGCGGUGGAUUUCGGGUGGGGCAAGGCGGCGUACGGCGGGCCGGCGAAGGGCGGGGUUGGGGCGAUUCCCGGAGUGGCGAGCUUUUACAUACCGUUCACGAAUAAGGAAGGGGAGAAAGGGAUUGUUCUGCCGAUCUGCUUGCCGGCGGAGGCCAUGGAGAGGUUUGUCUCGGAGCUGGAGGCGAUGCUGAAGGGAACGCCGGCAGCCGGCGCGACCAAGAAAUCGACGUUUGUUUUAUCGGCUUUGUAAUUAAGGGAUUGAAAGUUGGAAGUUAAUAGUUAGUUGGAAUGUCUUUUACUUCUUUUUCAUGAAUUGGUUGUUGUGUCAUUUUACAUUUCCUUUCUUGAUUUGCUUGGCUUUUUGUAUUAUGUGUUCAUAUAAUCUCAAUCUCGUUGAAUAAUCACAAAAGGAUUUUCCUAGUAGAAGUAAGUAUAGCGAAAGAACUUCUGAAUUCUCG
Messenger RNA from Linum tenue, 1731 nucleotides. The record is from the annotation of a GenBank genome assembly. Lineage: Eukaryota; Viridiplantae; Streptophyta; Magnoliopsida; Malpighiales; Linaceae.